This is a messenger RNA of Paramecium sonneborni, 560 nucleotides long. The record is from the annotation of a GenBank genome assembly. NCBI's taxonomy places the organism in Eukaryota, Ciliophora, Oligohymenophorea, Peniculida, Parameciidae.
UUGAAUUAAUGGAUUAUCGAAUUGGAUCAGCAAGUAUGAGUGAUUUAGAAAGUGCAAAAUUGGUUGCCAAGAAACUUUUUGAAACAUAUGAUAGAGAUAGAAAUGGUGUUAUUGAUACAACUGAAACAAUACCUAUGAUUGUUGAUGCAUAUAAAUCUUUUAAUAGAAGUUUCUAACCAACAAGAGGAGAUAUUGAUAGUUAUUCAAAAGUUAUGGAUAGAAAUGGAGAUGGCAAAGUCACUUAUUAAGAUAUAGAAGAACUAUGCAUCAAAUAUUUGUGUCCUCAAUAUUCCUAACAAUCAAGAUAAUAAAAUAAUAAACCAUAAGAUCCUAGAAUUGAAGUAGCAAGAAGAGUUUUUAGAAAAUAUGACACUGAUAAUUCAGGUUUCUUAAAUGUUUAAGAAAUUCAAAAAAUGAUUGCUGAAGCCUAUAGAUCUAUGGGAUUGCCUUAACCAACUUAUAAAGAUAUUUAAGCUUGGUUAGAUGCAGCUGAUACUAAUCAAGAUGGUUUUAUAUCUCUCUAAGAGUUUGAAUAAUUUGUUUUAAAAAGCUUAUGAAAG